UGCUGUUUACGCUAGACUCUCUUGGCUCCUUUGGCCAACUCCAUUUAUGCAUUUUUGGCUCUUGAAAACAUGCAAACCCAAAUUGUCGGGAUAAUUUUGUCGAUUAUCGGCUUUCUUGGCACUAUCCUCAUCUGUGCACUGCCCAUGUGGAAGAUGUCUGCUUUCAUUGGAUCCAACAUUGUGACUGCGCAGGUGUUCUGGGAGGGCAUCUGGAUGAACUGUGUGAUCCAAAGCACGGGUCACGCUCAAUGUAAGGCUUAUGACUCUAUUUUGGCACUGCCUGAGUCUUUGCAGGCGGCCCGGGCCCUCAUCUGUGCCUCCAUAGGGGUGAGUGUGGUGGCUAUUGGACUUACAGUGGUUGGAGCAAGAUGCACUAACUUCUACAGACAUGACAGAAGAAUGAAGCUCAAUAUUGGGCUAUCAGGUGGAAUUGUGUUCAUUGUUGCAGGGGCCCUAUGUAUCAUACCUGUAAGCUGGUCAGCACAUAACAUUAUAACUGGAUUUUACAACCCAAUGACCAUAGAGGGACGUAAAGGAGAGCUCGGUGCAUGUAUUUACGUGGGAUGGGCAUCUGGAGCACUGCUGGUCAUCGGAGGAGGUGUCCUGUGUAGCACCUAUGGAUGUUAGUGUGACAUUGACACAUGACCUGCAGCUCAAAAUAGACUUCUCUAGUUUUGUUUCGGUGUUUUUAGCACUUUGAUUUUGUACUUUACUUAAAUUGGACUAAUGUCUCCUUUCCUUGACAAAUUACAUCUGUACCACUGUACCCACCACUUGGAUAAAUACAAUGCACAUAAUACACAA
Messenger RNA from Boleophthalmus pectinirostris (great blue-spotted mudskipper), 804 nucleotides. RefSeq names its product claudin 28 (gene cldn28). The coding region runs from base 70 to 627 and encodes 185 amino acids. Gene Ontology annotation, biological process: cell adhesion; bicellular tight junction assembly. Gene Ontology annotation, molecular function: structural molecule activity. NCBI's taxonomy places the organism in Eukaryota, Metazoa, Chordata, Actinopteri, Gobiiformes, Gobiidae. The transcript has a single exon. The record is from RefSeq and is a predicted model, not a curated record. Gene Ontology annotation, cellular component: plasma membrane; bicellular tight junction.